AUGGGUCUUUUCAAGCACAAAGCUCGCAACGAGCCCGCUGUGAACAACAACGGAGCGGCGGCGACCUCUACGACGAACGGUACUCGACACAAACGCCGUGAUCAUGUUUCUGAGGCGUAUUCUAUGGGCAAGCGACCAAGCUUCGGUCAAUGGUUGAAGUUGACCUGGCUCGAUAUCUUGACAAUGGCUAUCAUGGGCGCCAUCGGGUUGGGUGUAUACAUGGCUCACCCUGCCCCAACUCGUUCGUUCCCCGUUACGUUCUCCGAUGGCGAGAUCGUGUACCCUGAGUUUGGUUACCCUCUGCGAAAGGAGAUUAUUCCCAUCUGGGCGGCUGCUCUGCUGGCCGCUCUCGUUCCUAUCGCCGUCUUCCUCUUCAUGCAGAUCCGCAUUCGCUCAUUUUGGGAUGUCAACAACGCUACUAUUGGCCUGCUGUACUCACUGAUCAGCGCUGCCGUCUUCCAGGUGUUCUUGAAGUGGUUGAUUGGUGGUCUUCGCCCUCACUUCCUGGCUGUUUGUAAGCCAGACCUCAGCCUCGCCAGCAAUAACCCUGGCGAUGUCGGUGCCGGGUACAAUGCUGCUGGGUUCCAAAGCGUUUACUACACCCGCGAGAUCUGCACUGGUGACAUCGACGAGAUUGACGACUCUCUCGAGUCGUUCCCAUCUGGACACACCACUGCAGCAUUUGCCGGUUUUGUGUACCUAUACCUUUACCUGAACGCCAAGCUCAAGGUCUUCGCCAACUACCACCCGGCCAUGUGGAAGCUGAUUGCUAUCUAUGCGCCCAUUCUUGGCGCCGUUUUGAUUGGUGGUGCCCUGACCAUUGAUGAGUUCCACAACUGGUACGACAUCGUUGCCGGAGCCAUCAUUGGAACCAUGAUGGCCUUCUCAGCAUACCGCAUGACAUAUGCUGCCAUCUGGGACUGGCGCUACAACCACAUCCCUCUCAACCGCAGCGCCCCCUUCAGCUAUGGUGGCAGCGGCGUGGAGCUUGGCGAUGCUCUUUGGACACGCAAGGUCGGUUGGGGCAACGGCGGACACGGAUUCCACAACGGACACCACGGCGAGAAGCACGGCAACAGUGACUACGGUGUUAGCGGCUCCAACGGUGCCGGCUAUGUGAACCGCAAACCAGUUGGCACCAGCCCUACUCAUGGUGCUGAUAUGGUUUAA
Molecule: messenger RNA, 1170 nt
Organism: Truncatella angustata
Lineage: Eukaryota; Fungi; Ascomycota; Sordariomycetes; Amphisphaeriales; Sporocadaceae
Product: phosphatidic acid phosphatase type 2/haloperoxidase
Exons: 2
Coding region: 1-1170 (389 amino acids)
Biological process (GO): phospholipid metabolic process
Molecular function (GO): phosphatidate phosphatase activity
Source: RefSeq, a predicted model, not a curated record